CUCAAAGGGGCCCUUUUCCUCACUCAUUUGCCAAAUGAGACAAAGAGAGCCAUCCCCUCCCCUCCCUCACUCAUUGGCUCGACCAAGCAACCAAGAAUAGCAAGGGGGAGCUCUACAAUUCACCAUUUUCACACCCAAAUUCGAGCUCAAGGAAGAAGGUCCAAAGAGGAGUGUUUGGAGAAGGAAAAAGGUUGGGAAAGGUGUGAACAAUUAAGGCACUUGUAAAGGGUAUUUCGAGUGAUUUCACAAAGUUGGAAAAGUCGCCGGAAUUGUCGCCGGAGUUGACCAAAAGUCGCCGGAGUUUCACCGGAGUUCAACCAAGAAGGGUAGAACUUCUUAACGCUAGUUCAAGAAAUGGAGGGCAGGCGAAUGCGGACCAGGAACAAUCCGAGGGGGCAGGCGCCGGUAACAUCCCAAAGGGGAAGCCGGGCUGCAUCUCGGGGUUCAAGAGGAGGCCGUGGAGGCCGUGGAAGCCGUGGAGGUCAUCAAGCUCAAACUGUGAGUGAUGGCCAUGUAAGCUCGGUGUAUGAAACCAACACCGAGGACUAUGACUCAACCUACGUUCCGGAAACGGAGCAUGAGGAGACCCCGUAUGAUGGUGGUGACACAUACACCGAUGAUGACGACGAAGAGAGUGAUGCCAAGUUCGCUCAAAUGGGCGAAUUGCUUGAGUGGUAUCAAAAAGAAAAGCUGAGGAGAGACCUUAGGCGCCAAGCAAGGCGUGGCUCUCGUGGUGGUUCGGGUCAAGGGAGUCGGGGAGCUUCCGUGGCCACCCCAGCGGCGCCACAAGGUGGGCAUGAAGGAGGUUUUGUAGUAAGAAUCUCCAAAUACCUCAAGGAGGCUAGGGCCUUGGGGUGUAGGUCCUUCGACGGCACCGGCGACAUUACUGCUGCCGCCGAUUGGAUCAAGAAGGUGAAGGAUGCAUCUAGAGACAUGCAGAUUACUCCGGACGUGAAGCUAACUGUCGCUUCACGGCUACUUGAGGGGAUGGCUUCUACAUGGUGGGAAGGUGUAGAAGGGAAAUACCGUGGGGACAUCUCAUGGGAAAAUUUUGAGCAAGAAUUUUAUGCUCAAUACUACUCCGAUUUCGAGGUUAAUGUGAAAAGGAGGGAGUAUACCAACCUCAAGCAGAAAGAGGGUUGCACGGUUAAGCAACUGGAGCAAGAGUUUAGGACCUUGGCUAGGUUCUUGCCGGAGUAUGCGAUCGAUGAGGACCGCAUGACUGAGCACUUCUGGGAUGCCUUACUCUUGGACAUCCGAGAUCGUGCCACGUAUUCCCGCCUCAUGACCUUUAGUGAGGUGGUAGAGCAGGGCAUGCUUGGAGAGGCCCAUUGGAAUGAGAGGAAAGCAAGGGACGCCGAAGAGGUGAAGAAAAGGAAGUGGAAUAAUUCGGGGCCACCCGAUCAUUCUCGAAGGAACAACCACGGGGGUGGUGGUGGUGGCGGUGGCUCAUUCAAGGCGCCGGCUCCACCGGCAAAGAAGAAUAGGGAUGCGAGGUGGCACGGACCUAGGCCACAGAACUCGGGGCCACCUAGAUGUCCCAAUUGCUCAAAACAACACUUUGGGAGGUGCAAUGAACCACCGAGGUGUUUUAAGUGCGGGAAUGCGGGCCAUAUGAAGGCCAAUUGCCCUCAAUUGAUGCAAGAGAGUGCCUCGGGAGCCGGGGGAGGGACCAUGACGGGAAGAAACCGUGCGGGACCGUCAAACGGCGGUACGGGAAGAGGCGGUGCAUCCACAAGCCAUGCCGCAUCCGUCAACCAAGGUGGGACCCAAGCACGAGUCUACGCGAUGACCGAGGCGGAUGCGCGAGCAAACCCGGACUCCGUUGCAGGUUGAAGCUAGGGCUUGCUACCUGCACCUUUCUACGGGUGACAUCAAGUCAAGGAAGACGUGGUUCGUGCUUCCUCAUUUCCUUUCAAAUGACUAAACAUUGCUCAUGGAUAUUUUUAUUUGCUAUAAACUACUUUUGGGGCUUGCAUGCUCAUGUUGUUGGCCGGUUGUGGCUUAUGACUUACCGUUGAAUAUUUCCG
Messenger RNA from Cuscuta epithymum, 2030 nucleotides. Lineage: Eukaryota; Viridiplantae; Streptophyta; Magnoliopsida; Solanales; Convolvulaceae. The record is from the annotation of a GenBank genome assembly.